AUGUCCAAGAAGGGGCCCAGCAGCCGGACACGGGGGGACAAGGCAGAGGCGUUCGCAGCUUUGCAAGCCGCCAAUGAGGAGCUGCGGGCCAAGCUCACCGACAUCCAGAUUGAGCUGCAGCAGGAGAAGAGCAAGGUCAGCCGGGUGGAGCGGGAGAAGAACCAGGAGAUCCGGCAGGCGCGGGAGCACGAGCAGCACAAGAAUGCCGUCCUGCUCACCGAGCUGAAGACCAAGCUGCACGAGGAGAAGAUGAAGGAGUUGCAGGCUGUGCGGGAGGCACUGCUGCGGCAGCACGAGGCUGAGCUGCUGCGGGUCAUCAAGAUCAAGGACAACGAGAACCAGAGGCUGCAGACCCUGCUCAACGCCCUGCGCGAUGGUGCACCCGACAAGGUCAAGACCGUGCUUCUCUCCGAAGCCAAGGAGGAGGCCAAGAAGGGGUUCGAGGUGGAGAAGGUAAAAAUGCAGCAGGAGAUCUCUGAGCUCAGAGGAGCCAAGAAGCAGGUGGAGGAGGCACUGACGAUCGUCAUCCAGGCCGACAAGAUGAAGGCUGCUGAGAUCCGGAGCGUCUACCACCUGCACCAGGAAGAGAUCACCAGGAUCAAGAAGGAGUGUGAGCGUGACAUCCGCAGGCUGAUGGAGGAGAUAAAAUUUAAAGACAGAGCAGUCUUCGUGCUGGAGAGAGAGUUAGGGGUGCAAGCCGGGCACGCUCAGAGACUGCAGCUGCAGAAAGAGGCUCUAGACGAGCAGCUGUCCCAGGCCAGGGAGGCCGACCGGCACCUGGGCAGCCCCAGACGGGAACUUCCUUAUGCAAGCGGUGCAGGAGAUGCCUCAGACCACUCAGGAAGCCCUCAGUUGGACGAAAAGGAUGCCCGGCGCUUCCAGCUGAAAAUCGCUGAGCUGAGCGCCAUCAUCCGAAAGCUGGAAGACCGCAAUGCCCUGCUCUCAGAGGAGAGGAACGAGCUGUUAAAGCGUCUACGAGAGGCUGAAAGCCAGUAUAAGCCGCUGCUGGACAGAAACAAACGCCUCACCCGGAAAAACGAAGACCUGUCGCACGCUUUACGACGGAUGGAAAACAAGCUAAAAUUUGUCACCCAGGAGAACAUAGAAAUGAGACAAAGAGCCGGGAUUAUCAAGAGACCAAGUUCCCUAAAUGACCUUGAUCAAAGUCAGGAUGAAAGAGAAGUGGACUUCUUGAAGCUUCAGAUUGUUGAGCAGCAGAACCUCAUAGAUGAACUUUCCAAGACCCUUGAAACUGCCGGCUAUGUGAAGAGUGUGUUAGAGCGAGAUAAGCUUCUAAGAUAUCGGAAACAAAGAAAGAAAAUGGCAAAACUCCCCAAGCCAGUCGUCGUGGAGACCUUCUUUGGAUAUGACGAAGAAGCUUCCCUGGAGUCAGAUGGUUCAUCCAUCUCUUAUCAAACAGACAGAACGGACCAAACCCCGUGCACCCCCGAAGAUGAUUUGGAGGAGGGUGUGGCCAAGGAGGAGACAGAGCUGCGCUUCCGACAGCUCACCAUGGAGUACCAGGCACUGCAGCGCGCCUACGCCUUGCUGCAGGAGCAGGUCGGAGGGACUCUGGACGCUGAGCGAGAAGUUAAGACCCGUGAGCAGCUACAAGCAGAAGUACUGUGUGCGCAGACACGGAUCGAGGACCUGGAGAAGGCCCUGGCGGAGCAGGGGCAGGACAUGAAGUGGAUUGAAGAGAAGCAAGCCCUGUACCGGAGAAAUCAAGAGCUUGUGGAGAAGAUAAAAGAGAUGGAGACAGAGGAAGCACGGCUGAAACACGAGGUCCAGGAUGCGAAAGACCAAAACGAGCUGCUGGAGUUCCGGAUCCUAGAGCUUGAGGAGAGAGAAAGGAAGUCACCUGCCAUCAACUUCCACCACGUGCCCGUGCCCUUUGUGGACGAUGGGAGGAGCCCUCUGCAGGUGUACUGUGAGGCCGAGGGCGUGACGGACAUACUGGUCUCAGAGCUGAUGAAGAAGCUUGACAUCCUGGGAGAUAACGCCAAUCUGACCAACGAUGAGCAAGUGGUUGUCAUCCAAGCAAGGACCGUCCUGACCUUGGCCGAAAAGGUAAUGGUGACCAUGCACACACUCCAUGAUGGGGUCACCUGGGGAGGGUCAUUCCAGCCCCCUGCCCUGGGAGAUUGGCUCCAGCAGAUCGAAGAGACGGAGUUGGCCCUGCAGAGGAAGAUGGCCGACCUAGAGAGUGAAAAGGAGCUGUUCAGUAAGCAGAAGGGCUACCUGGACGAGGAGCUGGACUACCGCAAGCAGACUCUGGACCAGGCUCACAAGCACAUCCUGGAGCUGGAAGCCAUGCUGUACGACGCUCUGCAGCAGGAGGCCGGGGCCAAGGUGUGCCAGAUGCUGUCAGAGGAGGAGCGUGAGAAGCUCAAGGUCGCCGUGGAGCAGUGGAAGCGCCAGGUCAUGAGUGAGCUGCGGGAGCGUGAUGCCCAGAUCCUGCGGGAGCGCAUGGAGCUGCUGCAGCUGGCACAGCAGAGAAUUAAAGAGUUGGAAGAGAGAAUAGAAGCUCAGAAGAGGCAAAUAAAGGAGCUGGAGGAAAAGUUUCUAUUUUUGUUUUUAUUUUUCUCCCUAGCUUUCAUUCUCUGGUCAUAG
Molecule: messenger RNA, 2613 nt
Organism: Loxodonta africana (African savanna elephant)
Lineage: Eukaryota; Metazoa; Chordata; Mammalia; Proboscidea; Elephantidae
Gene: JAKMIP3
Product: Janus kinase and microtubule interacting protein 3
Exons: 21
Coding region: 1-2613 (870 amino acids)
Molecular function (GO): kinase binding; microtubule binding
Source: RefSeq, a predicted model, not a curated record